AUGGCGUCCAUCGCUUCGUCUCCCCCGCCGCUGCCGAUGCUGUCGUCGCUCGCCGUGGUCCUGCUGCUCGCGCUGUGCGCCCGCGGCGGCGAGGCCAGGCCGCCGCCGCCGCUCCACGGCGUGCGCCCGCUCGCCUUCGACGAGGGGUACACCCAGAUCUUCGGCAGCGCCAACCUCGCGCUCCUCCGCGACGGCAGGCGCGUCCGCCUCACGCUCGACGAGUCCACGGGCGCCGGGUUCGCGUCGCAGGACGUCUUCCUCCACGGCUUCUUCAGCGCCGCCAUCAAGCUGCCCGCCGACUACGCGGCGGGCGUCGUCGUCGCGUUCUACCUGUCGAACGGCGACGUGUACGAGAAGACGCACGACGAGCUGGACUUCGAGUUCCUGGGCAACGUGCGCGGGCGCGAGUGGCGGGUGCAGACCAACGUGUACGGCAACGGCAGCACCCACGCCGGCCGGGAGGAGCGCUACGACCUCCCCUUCGACCCCACCGAUGACUUCCACCACUACUCAAUCCUCUGGACCAGAGACCGCAUCAUCUUCUACGUCGACGAGACCCCGAUCCGGGAGGUGGUGCGGACGGCGGCGAUGGGCGCGGCUUUCCCGUCCAAGCCCAUGUCCCUGUACGCAACCAUCUGGGACGGCUCGGCCUGGGCGACGCUGGGCGGCCGGUACCGCGUCAACUACAAGUACGCGCCGUUCGUGGCCGAGUUCGCCGACCUCGCCAUCCAGGGUUGCGCCGUCGACCCCACCGACCGCUCCUCAGCGGCCGCCGCCGCGGCAGCGGCGUCGUGCGGCGCGGGCCUGGGCCCGCUCGCCGUGUCCUCCGCGGAGCAGCGCGCGGCCAUGGCGGCGUUCCGUCGCGCCCACACCUCCUACUCCUACUGCCACGAUCGGCGGCGGUACCCCGUCGCGCUGUCGGAGUGCGUGGCCGCCCGCGCGGGCGCGGGGCUCCUCCCCGGCCGCAUGUUCGGCCCCGACGGGAUGAAGCUGCAGCACCGGCGCCACCGGGCCGCGCAGCGCGGUCACCGCGCCGCCCAGGACGACGUCAUGUGA
This is a messenger RNA of Miscanthus lutarioriparius, 1056 nucleotides long. The record is from the annotation of a GenBank genome assembly. Lineage: Eukaryota; Viridiplantae; Streptophyta; Magnoliopsida; Poales; Poaceae.